AUGUCCUCGCGGAAGAUGCGACGAACAACCGCAACAACAACGAAGAACAACAACAACAACAGGUUGAAAGAUCUCACCAACACGAACAACACCAAAGAGAAAGAACAGGAGGACAGAAAUAAAAGGAACGCUUCUAGUACUCCCGAGAUUCCGGAUUCGAGGCCGUCGAGGAUGACCGCCAGUAUCGUCGUCGAAGCAUCCUCAUCCCCGAGAUGUUUGGCGGGCGAGAAAAAAGAAGCGACGACGAAGAAGAAAAAAAACACAACUUUUCCACGAGCUGGAACGAGGAGGAAAAGAGUCGCAAAAGCGAUACAAAAGAAGGAAGACAACCGAGACGAAGAUUUCGAGAUCGAUUUAAUGUGCGAAGAAGAACCCUUGGUAGGAAAAAGAAGGCGGAAAGGAACAGGGAAAGCGUCGAACACCACGCGCAGUCGUAGCGAUAAACCACCUUUACCACCAGUUUCAUCGAAAGAUGACGACGAGGAAGGAGAGGACGACGAUUUCGACGACGCGAAGAAGGUGAAGAAGAAGACAGUGAAGAAGACAGAAAACGCGGGAAAGAGGCUUUCGACGCAAACGACGCCGACGGCGUCGCGAGGCGCGACGUCGACGCUGGCGGAGUACGCCUACUGGGCGUUUUCCAACGACGGCGGGCGGCGGAGGACGGAAGAAAGGUACACGUUGGACCCGUACGUGAAAUAUGGGGAGUUGUUCAACCCGGCGAUGCGACAGCAAGUCGUGAAUUGGAUGUAUAAGAGGUCUCUUCGGUUAUCGAUGGCGCCGGAGACGUUUCAUUUGGCGGUGAGGUACUGCGAUACGUUUUUGAGUAAACGCGAGUGCGAGGUGUUUUUGCAAAGAAACGGGAACGGUUCGGAGCCGGUGCCGGCGAAAGCGAUCGAGUCGUUCUAUGUUGUCGAUCGCUUAGAAUACGCAAAUCCUGGUAAAGACAGAAAGGUUUUGUUUUACGCGAAGGAGGCGGAAGGUACGAGCGCCAUGGAUGGCGUUGAUUUUGGCGGCGUGACGCCGAUUUUCCCGCUCGGCGACGAAACGGUGAACCCGUUGUGCAACAAACUGAAAAGGUUAGGUGCGACGUGUUUAUUCGUGGCGGCUAAGAUUGUUGAGGUGAAUCCGCCGUGCGCGGCGACCGUGGCGUCGUGCACGGAAGUGAGCACGUUUAACCGCAGUCAGUUGUUACUCGCCGAACGCGCUUUGCUGCGCGAGUUGGACUUUUUUCUGUACCGGCCAAAUCCGAGAGCGUUUUUAGACGCAUACAUCGACGUCGCGCACAGAAAAGUGGCGAAGAUAUCCGUAGAAGACAGAUUGGAGAAAGAGUCAAAAAUUUACGAACGAACGUACGGAGGAAAGUACGGAGAAAAUACCUUGGCGUAUAGAAAUAUGAAAUUCGCUUUGGAGAGUCACAAGAGGAAAGUGGAAGAGUUUUGCGAGUUGACCGUGGACUUGGCGGUGCUUUCCCAACAACACUUGCGUUGGCAGCCGAGCGUUAUAGCGGCUUCGGCACUGGCUAUAGCCCUGGAGGACGAGUGGUAUUUGUCGUGGGACAGCGCGGAUAUGGAGUGCAUGGUGGAGUUGACCGGGUACGCGUACGACGACUUGGCCGAGUGUAGCAGAUGGUUGUUGUCGGUGUUGAGAAGCGCGAGCGUCGCGGAAGAAAUCCAGCGAAGAGGAGAAGCCGGGAGUCGAUGGUACUCGAAACUUCACGCGAACGAGAAAUACCGCGGGGUUAUUGAUCGCGUGACUGACGAAAAACGACCACACAUGCAACGACUCGAGAGCGCGUUUGGAUACACAAACUUCACGAGCAAGCGAGGGAUUUUACUUACGGAUUUCAAGGAAAUUGAAAACUGUUUCGAAAAGGCAGUUUCGAAAGGCGUGCCAAAAUCCAAAUAG
Molecule: messenger RNA, 1908 nt
Organism: Bathycoccus prasinos
Lineage: Eukaryota; Viridiplantae; Chlorophyta; Mamiellophyceae; Mamiellales; Bathycoccaceae
Exons: 2
Coding region: 1-1908 (635 amino acids)
Biological process (GO): mitotic cell cycle phase transition; regulation of cyclin-dependent protein serine/threonine kinase activity
Cellular component (GO): centrosome; cyclin-dependent protein kinase holoenzyme complex; cytoplasm
Molecular function (GO): cyclin-dependent protein serine/threonine kinase regulator activity
Source: RefSeq, a predicted model, not a curated record